Molecule: messenger RNA, 818 nt
Organism: Rubroshorea leprosula
Lineage: Eukaryota; Viridiplantae; Streptophyta; Magnoliopsida; Malvales; Dipterocarpaceae
Source: the annotation of a GenBank genome assembly
GUUUGGGCAUCAGAUUUCCCAGCAACAAAUCAUAUCUAAUAAUCAGUUCUUUUUUCUCAUUUGACUUGUUAUGGAUUGAAAUCAUCUGCACUAAGGAGGAUGUUUGAUUUCUUGUUUUGAUCUACUUACAUCGGUGACCUUGCUCCAUUUAAGAAUAUGGUGAGCAAGAUGGAUAGGGAAGAUUACAUCCUAAGAUCUCGAGGGGCAAGGAAUGUUGACAGUAAAGGGCUUUUUGCAUUUGGCAGUUGUUGGAGGAAGAAAAAGGGUUUGUAAGUAUCUUUUGGAGGUGGGAAAUGUUGACAUCAAUAUGAAGGAUUGGAUAGCUAGUGAGACUCCUCUACAUCAUGCAAUUUCUAAGGGGCAUUUUCCUACUAUUGUUUUUCUUCUACAAAUCCCCUUCAUGCUCCAUCUCAGGUGUCAAGGCAUUUGGAGAAUUGAAUGACAGUGAGACAAUUAAUUCAUGCUAAGUUGGCCAUGGUGGUUAAAGAUUUAAGUGAUUCUCCCUUGUUUAAAGGUAAAUUAGCAACAUCCUCAAGCCUGCAAUGAGAUUCACCAUUUCAUAUUCAACCAUUUCUGUAACAAUUUUAGGAUAUCAAAACAGUGUUAAGUAGUUAUACUUAAUCUAUUGUAUUAAGAGUUCUUCAAAGCUCAUGUAAUAUUGUGAUUGACAUAAGUCCUUCUUGUUUUCCUUCGUAUCAAAGGGUACUACAAAUACCCUAUUAUUAAUAAUAUUUCAUCAUUGUGUUAUCUUAAUCAUUUCUCUUAUUGUAUCAUUAAUUAUUAUUACUCUUUAAAGGGAAUAAAUCAAACAAUUUUCA